Molecule: messenger RNA, 17710 nt
Organism: Ochlerotatus camptorhynchus
Lineage: Eukaryota; Metazoa; Arthropoda; Insecta; Diptera; Culicidae
Product: titin-like
Exons: 3
Coding region: 872-13207 (4111 amino acids)
Source: RefSeq, a predicted model, not a curated record
GUUACCUAAUGCUAGAAACCUAUACAAUAAAAACACCUUCGCGAGUUUCAAAGGUUGAUUUAGCAGUCGCGAAUUCAGGCACCGCUGCGCCGACAUCAAGAUGAAAAUCAACGGUGCCGCUGUAACCGUGCAGAAGACCGUUUUUGACAACCGCCAGUUUGCGCAAAAGUGACCGAUGUGUGUAAAUACACCCGUCGUCGUGCAAGAGAAAAGAGACAACAGUGCGAGAACGAGAGCCGCAGUUCGGCUGAGUGCGCGAGAGCAAAACGGAGAGACUUUUUUUUGUUGGGUGUCGAAACGCGCACGCACACAGGCUCACAAAAAGCAAGAUGGCCACCGUUGUUCGCUCUUCCUCGUCGUCGACCGUCGUAACAAAAAUCUGAAAAAAGUGCAAAAAUCAGGAUUAAUAUCUGUGUUUUCUUGGCGUAAUUGUGCAGUUAAGGUGCCGUGGAAGUGAUUAAGGUAGAAGAUUGUGCCCCGGGGGCAAGCAAUAGGACAUAAAUUGCUCCCGAAAGUAGGUGGAAAAUUGGUGUCUCUUUUUUGUGUGGUCUGUUCGGGGAGAAGUUGCAGCAGCAGCAGCACGAAAGGAAAAGUGAAACUCAGCGCAGUGUCUUCCUGCUGGUAUCGAUUUGUGUUUGUUUUAAUUUUUCUUCCUCUUCGGGGGAUUGGCUUCCCGAAAAUUGCUGUGAAAAAGGCUUGCCGUGGGGGGAACUUGAAGAAAAAAACUGAAAUAGUGAAACCCGAACAGGAUUUCUUGAAGCAGCAGCAAUGAGCUGAACUUGUUGGGUGUCCCAUUUCGCCUGAGCAGCAGCGCGAGAAAAGAGGAACCACUUGAAAGAACCACCACCAGCAGCAGCACCACACACGGAAAAUGACGAAGCUGGUGCAACAGCCGUCUUCGUCGAGUGCUGCUGACCAGCAGCCCCUUCCGGAAGUUUUGGAACAGUGCGGUGACGAUCAAGGGCAGUCGCCACAGGCCAGUUCCACUCCCGCGAAGGGGGCAACGACGCCCACCUCGAAGCGGCAGCCACACCAACCUCUGUCGAACAGGAGAACAUCAACACGUUUGACCUCAAUACGGAAUGACAGUCUGUCAUCAUCAUCAUCAUCCUCAUCUUCAUCUUCAUCGUCACUGUCCUCGGCGGCAGAUUUGGAAUCCGUUCCGGAUAUCAAAUCAUCGUCGAGUGAGGAUGUCUUCAAAGUGCCAUCAGUUACCCCGGGAACACCCGGAGAGGAGCAACCAGAAUCUGGGAUUAUAUGUCGGUUGCCAUUGGAUCGAUUACAAGCAAUCUUGGGUGCGCUAAACAUUUUGAAAAGCCCUGCGGACAGUGAGUCGGGAACUAGCACCAGCCCUAGCCCGACAUACAAGUUGCUGUGUUUGUAUUGCGACCGCACUUUUGCGAGCCAGACACUGAUGGCAAAACAUAUCGAUCGGGUUCACCGAAUACCCAAAGAUCGUCGAAGUAGUAGCCGAGUGGUGCCAACGGUGAGCGAUGGAGCAUUUCCCAGCUGUAGCUAUUGUAACAAAGGGAAAGUACUCAAUCCUGCCUCGGAAGAUCUCUCCCAGUUGUUCAAACACCUGGUCGAUCAACAUUCCGAUCGUUACUUUGCUUGCGAAGCGUGUGCCCUGCGAUUUCCGAGCGACGAGUCACGAGACUCCCAUAUGGAAGCACUACAUCAACCUGCCGUCAGCGCUUCAGAAACUCGCACCAGGCCCAAAUCGAAAGCAGCUUUGAAAAGUUUCAAUCUUAACAAGACGAAAAAAUGCGACAUUAUCACCACGCCCCUCACCAUACAGGUAGAUUUCGACACGGAAGCAAUUAAGAAUCUCACAAUCGAAAACAUUGAAGCCGUAGAUUCGCUUUCGGCUGCACUAGGCAUUGCCGCCAGUUCAGCUACAAAUUCUUCCACCCGGCUCAGAAGUUCCGGAAGAACCUCUGCCCGGUCCGUAACGGCUGCGGCCGGUUCUGCCAAAUCGAAGGUGUUCAAGAAAUCCGACAAAAUGCUAAUGCGUUCCUCAGAACAGACGCUUUCUCGGCUUGGGAUUGCUCAGCAUCGGACACCCCGACAAAGUCGACGAGCGGCCUGCGCCAAAAAUCGGCGAAAACCUGCUACCGACAGCGCCAGUUGCUCCUCUUCCAUCUCCGGGACGUCAUCUUCCCAACCGGACAAUCACUACAACAAAAUCACCAAACUAAAAACCAUCCGCUCGACGCUGAACAAUCCGAGUGGAAGUUCCGAGACCGAUUUCGUCGUUUCCCGUGGCAAAAACGACAUUAUCAGCACGUAUGAUGAAGAUUUCUACGAAAACGUCAACUUUAAUGUCCGACAGAAUCUAAGUUGCUAUCUGGACGGUAAACUGGAGGCCCCAACACCGAAUGCACCAUCCCCGAAGAGUCCGGUAGCGACUGUCCCGGCGAUUCGAUCAAUCGUUGUAAAGAGCCCCAUCCAGCCGGAAUGCAAAAUCCACGAAGCAACCAACCUGCCAGCGAUGACAGUUUUCCCCACGCUACUUACCGUCGAGCAGUUCGGAACCGAUCUCAUGCCGUUGACCAAAAUGAAGAAACCCAUCACGAAAAAUUCCUGGAAAUGGAAGUGGGAUUUUGUCAAAAAGUACAAGUACGUCAACGAGAAUGGUAAAAUCGUCAAGAAAAUCAAACAACCCACUCUCGGACUGCGAGACCUCUCCAAGCUUGACAUGUGGACACAGCUGACGAUGCGAACCAAGCACGAAUUGAUUCGCAAUCGCCGGAAUAUCUGCGAAUCGCGAAACUACCUGUCCGACGUUGGCGAUACCCUUCGCCAGGAUCAACGAAAGCAGGUCAAUGAACUUAAUCAAAUCCUGGACUCACGUCUGUUGCCACAAAUCAAUCUCGAACAACAUGAUCAAAGUAUUAUCAAACUGGAAGCUGAAUCCCACGAGGAGGGCGGCGAAUACUCCGAUCAGUACUCGGAAAAUCAAGUAUCCAACACAAUCGAUGAAGACUUCAUUGCCAGUCUGCAGCUUCUCAAGCUUCCCGACUCCAGUCGACUCAUGCAAGUGGUCCUCAGUGGCGAGUGGGCCCGUCCACGAUGCUACAUAUGCUACUGCUGUGGAGACAAGUUCAACUCUCUCAAACAGAUGGAAGAACAUAAAACCUUCCGCCAUCCAUACGUCUACUCAACGUACUACGAAAUCGUCGGCCGCGAACUCAUCGAAAAGGAACUCUUCAAACAUUUCUUCAUCCCUCUCUCGGCUCUGACAAUGCAUCGCAUCCACUACUCACGCCUAUCAUCCUAUCCUGGGUACGAUCGCCGAUUCCUACCAGCUCGGCAACCCUCUUCCGAAUCGGCUGCCACCAUCACCGAGAUCAAAAGUGAGGAUUCAUCCUCGAACGAAGCUACCUCGUUUUCGACGACAACCUCUUCCUCAUCGCUCCUAUCCAUUUCCGCCAACACGGCCAGCAGCAGCGGUUCUUCCAUCUCCUCCCGUUCGGCCCUGGAUAUGCUCGUAUCGGCUGGAAACGACUACACCACUUCCUUCACCAGCUACCCCACGGACUCCGCGCCGGUCCGAUGCUCAAAAUGCAGCAAGGAAUGCGUCAACACGUUGGUUCUCUAUGCACACAUUCUAAACUGUACCAACGACUACAUUUGGUUGCAAGCGAAGAAACGAAUGAAGUACCGUCGGGCCAACCGACGCCGCAAGGGAUGCAGUCGUGCGGUACUGGCCGCCAGGAAGGCCCAAAUGUCCCACAGUGCCCAAGCGGCGGUGGAGAAAUCCGAAACGGCGAGCAAUCAUUCCGGAGCGGAUGCCGACAGUAGCAGCAGUAGCAGCGCGGGAUCGGAAAGCAAGAAGAAAUCAAAGUCGUCUCCUCCGAGGCCGAAGGAAAAUGACAGUGACAUCGUCAGACGGCUGACGGCCAACCUCCCUGCAAAGCGUGUGUCACGGCAGAUACUGCAGGUCACCAAGCAAAUCCGAAAACGUCCACAAAUCAACAUCGUCAAAGGCAAGAAACAGGUCGUUUCUACCUUGGCCCCAUCCAAGGCGGGAGUGCCCCGUGGUGCCAGUGCCGCUGCUCUCAAGUUACGAAGUGGUAAGAUUGCAGCUGUCCCUAGUUCAAGUAAGAAGGUACCGGUCAAGGCUAAGUCUAAACCUAAACCACCGGUAGAAGCAGAAGAAGAAGCGAAAGAAGAACCAAGUGGUAAAGCUGAUAAGGAGGAGGAGAUCAAAGAAGAGACGACGAAGGAUGAUACCAAAGAGGAGCAGCAAGAGAAACGGGAGGAAGAAGCGGAGAAAAAGGAAGACAGACAGAAGACUCCCGUUAUGAAGAAAAAGAAGUCGGUACUUCCUCGCGGGAGGAUACUUCCGGUUCGUGGUAAUGCAUUCGGCAAUCGAGGAAUGCAAUGGAAGGGUAAGAAGGUGCUUCCGUUCAGAAAGGGAUUGACUGGCAAUAGUCGGACGUUGCGAAGCGGUGUUGUGAAGGUCAUGCCCACCGUCGGUAUCCGAAAGGUUAAAGCGAAAAGCGUUACGCCGACGAAGAAGGAAUCGCCAGAAAAGGAAGACAAGGAGACAGAGAUGAGUUCACCGACAAGUGCGAAGAAGAAUAGUUCUAAACGAAAGGGGAGUAAAAGUCCGGUCGAGCUGGAAGGUAAGCAGGAAAAUUCUAAUUCGAAUAAAGAGGAUGAAGAGAAACAAGAGCCAUUAGAGGAUGUAGUGGAAACGGGAGAAGAGGUUAGUCAACACAAAGAUGAGGAGGAAGAAACUGUGAAAAAAGAUCAUGACGAAGAAGAAGCUAAGAAGAAUACCAAUGAGAAAGAGGAUCCCGUUACCGAAGAAGUGCCUAAAGAAAGUUCUAAAGAUGAUGAUUCGAAUAAAGUUGAAGAGAAGCCAUCUGAAGAAAAAGUAGCACAGGUGGAAAAUGUUGUCACGCCCGUGAAGGAAGUUGAGUUGAGUAGGGAUGAGGUGGCUACUCCUAAGGCGUUGGAGGCAAUGGCGGAAGAACCGCAUGAUCAACCCAUCGUCACCCAGCCGGUUACACCGGUCAAGUCUCCAUCGGUAAAUUCGCAGCCACCUUCGACUCCCUCGACACCAUCCUGCCAGCAAGCCAAUAAACGAAAACCGAAAAAGCUAAACGACUGUAUUGCAAUGUUGACUGGUAAGCUGUCCGAAAAGCUUGGCGUUGACUUUUUCAACCAGGCCAUAGGCAAGAAUCCUGGACCGAAAAAUACGGUUCCAUCUGUCGAAACGCGUGCCUCUAAGCAAUUAUUGCUUCCGGCUCCUAACAUGGUUCCAUUACAGCCACCUACAAUUACCGCCAUGCCUCUGCAGAUAACUCCACCUCAGUUGGCACCACUGCCGCUGGUAAUGAACACCCGACGGUCAUCAGUGUCAUCGCAACCUCCAAUGCUCUCUCCCGUAUCACCCAUCGUAACGCCAAUGGAAGAAAUUUCCGAUGAACCUUUGAAUUUGUCGAAGAAUAGUCCAAUUGGCAGAAGUGCUCCACCUCGAACGAGGGAUAUGUACAAUCAUCACAGACAGACUCACCAUAUGUCACCUCCACCGCCUCCAUCGCCGACGAGCCUGCAUUCACCGCAUCAGCUUCCAACUUCAAUGCGUCACCCUUCUCCUCAGCCUCAGCCGUCGCAACAUCAACAGCAACAGCAUCAACAACAGCACCAACAACACCAGCAACACCACCAGUCCCUACAACACCAUCAACCGGGUCCAUCGACAUCAAACAGAAACCUUCCGUCAAUCAAGCUUCCACCGGGUCUCAUAAUCGAACGAGUCGAGUUUAAGUCUAGACCCGUCAUAUCCAAGGAAGCUCCAUCGGUAACCAUUGUAGCUCGCCGACAACCUCCUCCUUCGAUGGAAAGUCGGGAAAGUCGAUCGAUGAUGCAUCAUACUACAUCUGAAUCACAACCAUCACCUCAAACCGUAACGAGACGGCAAUCUAUUCAUCAACAACAACAGCAACAGCAGCAACAACAACAACAGCAACAGCAGCAACAACAACAACAACAGCAGCAACAACAACUACAACAACAACAACAGCAGCAGCAACAACAACAACAACAACAACAACAGCAGCAGCAACAACAACAGCAUCAACAGCUCUACGGUGACCCGAGGAAGAUUACGCCUCCAUCUCACCAACAACAGCAACAGCAGUUGCCAUCGCCGAAGCAGACCCAACCACUACAGCAGCAGCAGCAGUCGCCGUAUCAAUCAGCGCCAUCAAUAGCUUCGACGCUACGCCAGGAGCGGCCUCUGGAGAAUCGUAUAUCGGUUACCAUUACGGAAGCGAAAAACGAUCGCCAUCACAGUCCAGUCGCCAAGCAACCUCCGGUUACGUUGAAUAUUCCCGAGCGUUUACCGGUUAUCGAUCGAGCUCCACCUACUGUUAACCCUACACCGCUGAUUAUUCCCACCGUACCCAUUCCUAAUCAGCCACAAUCAGCAUCCUCCAGCAGCAGUAAACGAAGUCGUCGCAAGAGUGUUUAUGUGACACAAACUCCGCCAGUCAGCGAAACACAAUCCCAUGCCCCGGCACCUCCGGUUCCUUCGGUUGCACCACCAGCGCCUGUUGUUUCACCAACGUUCCUUCCAGGACCAUUUCCAUUAUUCCCGCAUUCCCUACUUACAGGCCCACCGCUUGGGCUUGACCUUCAACGGCUGGCAGCCGUAGGUCUUCCUCCCCAUCUGAAACCACCGGCAAUUCCACCUCUCUCUGUGCCCGCUCCUCAUGCUCCUAGCACGGCCGCUGCUGCUGCUCUUCUCGAGAAGAUAUUCCUACCGAAUCGGGAUGUCAUCGUAAAGCAAAUCGAGAAUGCUGCCGCCGCCGCAGCUGCUGCUGCGGCUGUCGCUGCUGCACAACCUCCUCCGGCGCAAAUUUCACCCUCAAAGAAAACAUCCGAAGAAGCCGUUCCAGUCGUCGAAUCGCCCCCGAAAGAUAAAACAUCAACCUCGGAAGCCACUCCUCCUCCACCCGUCGAGAAGAAGGCACAAAGUGUGAUAGUUUCACCCCCAACAGCUACACCCAUUGCAAUCCCAACGACGGAAAUCCCCGCUAAAGACCCUCUACCGACCACCGAUACAGAAGCAAACAGGUUUACAGAACCACUUCCGGUGCCUGCCCAGGAUCCAGUCGAACCAGUAGACGUGAUUCCACCCAAAGAGCCAGAACCGACGAAAGAGAAAACACCUCCCCGAGAGGAACAUCCUCCGAAGAGCCCGGAAAAGUCAAUACUAAGCACAUCACCGGAGGAACCGCCUGUCGAAAUUCCAGCAGAACCCAAGCCCUCAGAAUUGGGACCGGAAUCACUCGAGCCCUCGAAAACGUCAACUACUCCCACUCCCGCUGCGCACAGUUCAGCAAAAACUGUCCGCAAGCGGCGAAAGAAUGAACUGGCUGCCAUUCUGUCCGACCAACUGCUGGAAAGCUUUAAAGAAGUGGACCAAAAUGCCCUGCAGGAUCUGAAAAUGAUGCAUGAUAUGUCCUGUGAAAAACCGGAUAUAAAGUUUUCACUCGAACAGAUUCCGCAACUGGCCAAAAGGAAAGUCAACAUUCGUCAUCCGCAAUCACCGGUUGCCACUGGAAAGAAGACACCGGCAAAGAAAGGUGCGAAAGAUCAAGCAGCUAAGGAUCAGACAACUGAGGAGAUGCAAGAGAAAGACAAAGUUGAGGAAGUCGAUGAGAAGACAGAAAAUGAAGAAAACGAAAAGAGGGAAAGCGUGGUGGACCAACCAGAGCAGAUCACUGAAGAAGUGGAAAAACAUGUUGAACCUGUAGUUGAGGAAGCCCAGAAACCUACGACGGCGAAGAAGAACGCGAAAAAGGUUUCGGAGAAAAUUCUUAAGAAGGUAGAAGACGAGCCUCCGAAGCCACCAGAAACGGAACCGGAAAAAUCGGCCACCCCUGUGGUAGCAGCGCUUCCGGUUAAAAACCCACCAAAUCGCCGAACACGCAAACUAUCCAUCGAUAUAGAACGGAUAGCUACCUUGGAUAGGAAAGGACGUCAGAACUUGAAGGCGAAGUAUUCGAAGCAACUGGAAAGCUUAGACAUAGCUGAAAAACUGAGGGAAUCUCCUGCGGAUAAAAAGACCAAGACAAAGGCGACUAAAAAAGACGACACUGUGCAAACGCCCAAAGAAGAAGACACGAAGAAAAACGAAGACAAGCCUCAGGAAAUUCAGAAACCUUUGGAAAAACCGACGGAAGUCGAGACUAUCGAAAAGGCACCAACUCCACAGCCUGUGGUUACGAGUUCCAAAAAGAAGUCGCAACCAAAGUCUCGAUCAAAGACACCGUUCCCGUUUCCAAAGGAAAAACCAUCGGAGAAGACGGAUUUGGAUCGGCUGAAGGAUUCGUUGAACAUCGAAACCCCAAUGAAGAAACCAACGAUUGGCAAGAAAAAACAAACAGCAGUCGUUGAGGAGUUAACUAAGGAGCCUGAAAAGACAGAACCGACGACGGAGGCUCCAGCUCAAAAGAAAAUAGCUAAAAGAAAAGGUGGAAAAGCGGACAAAGAAGAACCUGCAGUUGAACCCAGCAGUACAUUUCCGAACAAGAAAAAGAAGGAAGAAACUGAAGAAUCUGAACUUCCGAAGGAGGCACCUGAGCCGUCUAAGGAAGUUCCACCGAAGACCCCUACGAAGCGAUCGAAAACGCCUGCCCCAGUGGAGGAAAAGCCAAGAUCUCCAUCGCCUCUGGUCACUCCAAGGAAAGUUAUAACACCAUCACCGCCUAAGCGAAUCAUGGCCCGUAGAUCAUCGGUUUUCGUGGACAGGAACCUAGCACAGUAUUUGGAGGAGAGAGAUGCCGAGCAAGAGCUUCUUUCUCACAGUUCCUUCAAAGAUGAUCUGAUUCUUACGUCACGCCGAGGCACCCGCAGUCAAGGAACGGUGGAUCUGGAUCUAGUGCAAAGUUUCGCCGAAGCUGCCAUGAAACCUAGAGAUCCUCGAAGAAGAUCCGCUGCAGCCGUUGCGGCGGCAGCUGCGUCUGCAAAACGUACCGAAGAGGAACGAAGAGUAGCUGACGAAGAACGGAAACGACGGGGAGAAGAGGAUAGGCGAAGGUGGGAGGAGGAAAAACGAAAGUAUGAAGAAGAAGAGGAGAGAAAGAAGAAAGCAGAGGCGGAAAAACCUGCACCUGUAUUGCGAAGGAUCAGCGCCCGCAGGGCUUCCUUGUUCAUAGCGCCACCUCCAGAAGUCGAGAAACCAAAAGUUCCGGAAGAGAACAUUGCGGAAAUCAGUAAAGCUACCAAGCGACAGUACAGGCGUCGAGCGUCAGUCUACCAACCGAUAUCGUUCCUGGAUGAAGAAGAACAGAUGGAAAAGCAGAAGAAGGAAGAAUUGAAAGCAAAGACACCGAUGCGAUCUAAAACGCCUGGUCCGGGUGGAAUUUGGGAUCAGGAUAUAAAAACGAUCGGUCGAAGGCGUAAUCAGAGUUCUGUGUUCAACGGUACUCCGGAGCCUACUUUUGAAUCGUUGUUAGAGCCACUGACCCUUCCGACUACCGGUACGAAACGACGAACCAAGAACAGUCAAUUGGCAGAAAACCUCUCAAAGUUGUUCAACAUCGAAGAGGAGAUCCAGAUGAUUGACCGAAGUAAGCGGAAGCCACGAAAGACCAACACUCCGGUCGCCUUCGAGUCACCAGCUUCUGUGCUUACCAGCUCCACCCCGGUUAAAGAGAUCAAAGAAAGUCUCACGCUACCGAAGGAGUCUCCCAUCGGCGUUGAAUCGAAUAAAAUCGAUGAACUCGUCAAGGCAGUAGAGAAAGAAGUUGCAAAGGCGAGUAUAGCUCCGAAGCCUCGGGAAUCACUUUCGUUCUCCAACGACGAUGAAGACGAGACCCCAAAGCUGAACAAACUGGUUGAAGACAUCAUUAACAAAUCCGAAUCCGAGUCCGACUCCGAUGAUGACAAUAUGUCACUGGCAUGUUUCGUUCGGCGAGAAGAAGGCUUCCUGAAGCCGAAUCAGCAGCACUGUCAAGACUCGCUGGAAGCAAACGCCGAAGACGAAAGCAACAGUGCAAUGGACGACGAUAUGAGCGUAACGACGGAAGUUACAUCCUUCGGUGGAAGCAUCAGGAAACGCAAACGUCGGAAGUCCAUAUGCGUGACAAAGUCUCGACGGCCGAAACCACCUGUUGACGAAAGUAAACCUGUCCUGACGUUCAACUGCGAUCUUUGUAAGAAGGUUUUCAAGAAGCAAGAUGCCUACAACAAGCACCGAAUGACGCUGUCCCACAUAGCAAAGCUAUCCGAACAGGAAUACCUUGAAGCACAACAGAAGGAAAGGGAAGCGGCGGCAACUGCUGUGCUUGCUAUUCAACAGCCAACUCCUGCCCAAGCAACGCCACCGACAACCGGUGCAUCUCCUCAGAGUACUAUGAAAAAUCUGAGCCAAGAGGAAAAACUUUUCUACGAGUGCUGCUCGAUGCUCAAGGAGUCCAAUGCAGACAACGAGAACCUAAAUCUCACGGUGUCCCUCAAGUCCGACGAAAUGGCUUCGGGUAUGGUAUGCGAGCAAAGUCCACCUUCCAAGGCAAGUGCCGCCUUUCCGAAUCCCUUCGCGGGAUUACCAGAGCAGGACAAAACCACCGACAGCUGCUUCAACAUGGGUGACAGUUUCCCCUCGUUCCAAGAUGUCAGCGAAAGCGAAAACUACAUCCAAACGAUCAAUGAACGCUAUGCCGAUAAAAACCUGGCCGAUCCGUUCGCCAAACUGACCGCGGCCGGUAUCGAUCAGCAAGCGGAAAACGACGGAAACCUUUCGCCACAAAAUUCUACCAAAUCUACCAGCUCGCAAGCAUCGGUGUUUUCACAGAAAACGAUCAAAACCAAAGGAGCUUUGAAGGGGUACGAUAACUUCAAAGUUUCCAUACCGAUGAGUGGAAUACACAUAGCGAAAGAGUCCAAACUGGAUACCCUUGCAGAUGUGGCGCUGUGUGGUGAUAUUCCAAAAGAAUUCGAUCUCAAGGACAGCGAUGAAGAGAAGGGAGAUGAACUGUCCAGUCGAAUACCGGAAAUGGCCACUCCUACCCCUCCACCUGGUCAGAUGACUCCAAAGAGUGACGCUUCCCCGAAGAAUGGCCUCCAAAGCAGUGGACGAAGGGCACCGGCCAAGAAGGAACCACAAGGCAACAGGUUAGGUUUUCGAGCGAAAAAGAAGAAGGGUGGUGCUGCUCCAACCAAAGCUACCACUGCUACUGCCGGCAGCUCAAGGAGAUCGACGGCCCGAGAGAGGAAAUCAGCGACGGCGCUUGCGGCAAGAACUACGGCCAAAAGCAGUAAACUCGAUCCGGACGAUAUCUAUGCCUUUCAAGAUUCACCACCAGAAGAAGCUGAAACGCUGCCUUCCUACUCGUCGAAGAAAACUGCGACCAGUUCUUCGUCUCCUGCCAUAACGAACAAAUCCACUGUGGAGUCAGCCGAUCAAGGCGACGACAGUCAACUGUCCAGCUUGAGUUUCUCCGAUAGGGACGAUUUUGUGUACGGAACCAAUACGCUCAGCGAGGAAGACGAGGAUGAUAAGAGCAGUAGUUACAGCAGUACGCAGACAACACCGAAGAAACCGGUCAAGGCCGACGUUCAAAAGAAAAGUCUUAUCAUGGGGAGAAUUUUCAAGAAAGCCAAGGACAAACCAAAAGAAGAGACUAGUGCGAAGAAAGUGCCAGCGGCUUCGAAUGAUGACCAAGCGAAACCGGUAGCGAAGGAUUUCGACAAGCUCUUUGACACGUUGAAAAAGUGUGAAGCAAAAGAAAAGCCCGACGAAGAGGAUACAGCACAUGAAGCAGAUCAGGAAGCUGAAGAUUCGAAGCUUUUGGAAGAAUACGAGGAGGAUGAAAAGGGUAAUCGGAAGCUGCGAAGGAGGAGUACACAGAAAAAACUGACUGAAACGUGGGACUCAGACGAGUUUGAAGACUUCAAUUUGAAGAAUGUUGUGGAUUUGAUAGAGAAGAAAGACGGAAAAGCAGUGGGCAAAAAGCCUGCUGCAGCUGCAGACAAGGAUGCGCCGAAAGCGGAAGAAAAAUCUGACGAAUCGCCUCUGAAGGUGGUGAAUCAAGCAGUAAAGGAACUGAUUGUAACGAAAGGUAAGGCUGGCUCGGAUAAGAAACCGAUCGUGACAGACGAAACGAUACGGCAGGUGAUGGAAAGUGUCAUCAUGGAGGUCUCGAUGAAUAAGAACCACCGAACGAGGGACAACAAACGUCGAGGCAAGGCGCGGUCAAGCAAAGCUGCCUCAUCGGACUCAUCGAGAGAGGAUGAAAAUAUGCCGGAGAAGGCGGAACACAAGGACUCCAGUUCCGACAAUGGCAGCUCUCUGGAUGAACACGUACUGGAAUCGAGCGUUAUGAUUUCCUCAAGAACAAUCACCACCAAGUUUAAGCAGAAGCUCAAUUCUACUCAAACCGGAAAGCAGAAAGAGGAACCGAAACAGCAACAGCAGAACAAGGCCCAACAAGAAGCGAAGAAAACGGCGGCGACGAAUAAAACCGUCAACAAUAAUAACCAAAAUCAAAAGACUAAAGUAGUAGCGAAAGCGAAGGAACAGCGAAAAGAAACACCGGAAGUGAAGAGUACCGCCCAGAACACCAAACUGAAACAACGAAAAGGUCCACCGAAGAAGAUGAAAAACGUAGCGUACGAUCCGGAUAGCGAUUUUGAAGACAAUAUCAAGUGCAAGAAGGUGAAGAAGAAACUGCUGGAAAGUGACAUCGAAGCCAAUCUGAAGAUCGAACAGUUGAACGCACAGCUGAGCGAUAGCAUAUUGAUGCCGGCGCCACGGCGGAAGCGGAACGCCGCGGAAACGUUGUACUUCUGGUCGUCAUCUAGCGAGGAGGACGAUCUGGAGGAGGACUUUGUGGAAGUGUCCACCAACAAGAGUGCGGGCAAUAAGAAGAAGAAAGCUGGUGCUGCCAAACCAAAACAGGCAAAGGGACAGCCAGCAAAGUCGCAGCAAAAGCAACAGCGACAGCAGCAGCAGCAGCCGCAACAGCAGCAUCCUCAGCAACAGCAACAACAGCAGCAGAAGCAGCUGGACAGCCAAUCGGCGAUAGAAGCCGGUGACGAUACGAGCAGCAGUAGCGAGCACAUGCAACAGCACGGUUGGAUCGUUGGCGAUUCGCACAAGAAGCUGGUCACGUUGUUGGCCCAUGCCAAGGGCAAGCAGGACAACCGAACGGUGAAGGCUACCGGCAACCGGAGGAAAUCGUAAGUAGAUGGUCCUACGUGUGAGUGACUCUGUUGUUUUGUCGGAGGCGUUGUGGAUAGCAGCUGCGGCCAUGUUGGAUGUGCGAGGCAAGCUUCUAGUCGAAGAUCCGUUUGUGAACGGACGCGAGUAUUCUUUUUUUUUGUAGAUAUGAUUUUUCCUUUUUGUUUUUCUAAUAGUUUUGUGGAGAUUGAUCAGAUUGUCAUGACGCCGAUAAGGAGAUACUAUAAGUUUUUCAAUUGGGUUUCCAUAGGGAUGUGCAUGUGAUUUUUUUUUUUCUUCUACUGAGCUAAUCUGCUUUGCAGAAGUUCAGAUUUAUAAAUCUUAGACUAGUCGCAAAAAAUGUUGUCCGAUAUGCUUCACACACAACAUCGUCGUAGCAGCUGCAACAUUUGCCUGCGUCAUCCGUUCCUUGGGUAAGCUGUUGAUCAGUUCUUUACAAAAAAACGGUGAAUAACCAAGCAUCAAGUGCUGCUAAAUGGUCGAACCAUACAAAUGUGAAGAUCCCAAUUUAAGACUGCAUGUGAGCGAGUAAAUGAGCACAGACGUAGCAACAAAACAAACGAUAGAAGCUGGUCGAAUGUGCUAAACUACUACUACUAAUCGAGCACGUAUAUGAAUUUGUGAUAUGUAUUCAGAAAAAAAAAACAUCCCGAUGUUAAUCAGAGAGGAAGCAUGGAAUACACUCCAGUUAAAAAAAGGAAAACAUAAGUGUAAUAAUUAAAUUUUUUAUCUGUUGUAAGAUUAAAGUGUAGAAAUCAGAAAGGAAGGGGAGAGAAUAUCUCGUAAUCGGUAUGAAUCAAUCAAUCCCUAUUAUGCAUAUACCUACUGCUACUACUGAUGGUUGGGAAACGAGCAAAUCAAUUUGAGGUAGCCGGAUUUUAGCGUAUACUUCUCGUUUUAGUUAUAAUUCAUGUUGGUUGGGGGAGGGAGCGAAAGCUACUAACUAUCAAUGAAUGUAGUGACACAAGUACACAGUUACAUAGGAGCAAUUUUGGAAUAUAGUGGUUCAUCCUACUAUCUCUUACUGUAGAUCACUGACUACUUGUGGAAAGUUGAAUCUCCGAUUUGAUCGGAGAGCAGGCAGCACAUGCUGCUGAGAACAAGGCGCGGCAACGUGCUGUUCAUCAUGAAUCGUACUGAAAGUAAACAAUAGAUAUAACAUUAUUUAGGAAAAGUAAACGGAAAAAUGCAAAAAAAAAAUGAAACUGAUGUCUAGACUUGAUGGGAUAACACGAAGGUGGGUGUAACAUAAACUAAAAAAAUGAAGGAAUGCUGAUUUCUAACUAAAAAUAAAAACUAAAUUAUCUAGUUCAUGUAUAGUUAUAUAAGAAGUAGCUAAAACCUAUGAACAUAGCCUCUAGAAUACGGAACAUAAGAGCAAUUUUAUUUUUUGUUUUUUUUUUUCUACCCCUCGGUAAACUAUGUUCAAAUUACGUUUACAAUCGAACGACUGUGCAAAAUUAGUUGAAUUAAGAGAAAGAGCUUUUUUAUUUUUUUUUUCUAUUUUUUGGAGAAAACCAACAGUCAAAUCUAGCGUUUAAGGUCCACGAUAUUUUCGCUUAUCGGUUGCCGGGAACUGAACAAUUAGUUUUUAGGAGCCAAUCCCGUCCCGAAACAUUUCACAUACCUAGUACAACACCACGCACACAAGCGCACGCAAUCUGCUACGUUUUUUUUGUGCGGUUGUUUAAGUUACCUUUACCCGAUAACAACAGACACAUUCACUACCAAGUACGUACGUCAUACACUCUCAUGCAACACACACACACACACGUACUACAUACUACGCCGGCGGCACAUACACGAUUUUCAUUCGCUCCCACCCACACACAUAUAAUCAAAAGAAACUACCCAACUCCCACUUGUACAUGUUGGAAGAGCUCGAGAAUCAUAUUCGUUGCGUUUUAGUGUAAUAUCGUAUAUAAAUAUACAGCAAACAAAAACAAAUAUUCGUACAAUGACGUUAUCUGUCGUAACAACUGUUCGUUUGUUUACUACUCUGCUUUAUUAAGUAUACGUUUAUUGAGGUGCUUUCGUUCCUUCUUAGUUUCCUUAACGUGAGAGAUGUAAGACACACGACGGAUUCCGCAUUCCGCAAUCGAAGAGCGAUGUUUGUUUUCGCGUUUUCCUUUUGUUAUCUUUUAAGAAGAAGAAAAAAAACGUCUAAAUGUAGCCUAGCGUUGAUUGUCGAAGGGAGGGCUUCCCGAGCACAGACAUCAAAUGUAGUCUGUUGAUCUGAAACAGAAGCGAUUGGAUUUCUGAAGCCAAAGAUGCAGUUGGCGGGCACGAGUUACUUUAACCGAUACAAGGUUGUCACUGAAUCGGGGUUAGGAAAUUUGAUUGGAAUUUUGAAAUAUUUUUAUUCAGACUGUCAACUCUCCUCAACUCGAUGUACAAUGUCUACGAACUCAGCAUCGAGUUAUAGAACCAUAGUUAAAAUUAAUUUCAUGGUUAACUUGCUAUGAGGAUUUCGUAUGGUCUCCUUAAUAGAUUAGAGAGUUCACUUUAUAUUGAUCGAAUGCUGUUGGUAUAAAUGCUAAGUCCGAUUUUUCGAAUUAUGUUAAUCAAAUGGAAGUGAUCCAUAUGUGUGGGGUCAGUGUAAUUUUAAAGUGAAUUUUCUGAAGAAUUUAGACGAGAACCUCAAGAUAAUUCUGAGCAAAAUUUUAGGACAUUUCUGAGGUGAAUUGCAUGAGAAUUCUAAGGAGAAUUCAAACGAAUUUAAAAUUAAAUGGAAGGAAACCUCGUUAAUUCAUGGAAAACGUUAAAAGCCGAAGAGAAUCUAAGGAUGAAUUUUUUGAAACAUUCUAUAGAGAAUGCCUGACUGUGAAAGAAAUGCUCAAGGGACUCUCAGAGAGAAUCUCAAAUUUACUUUAGAAGAAUUUUGAAGAGACCUCUGUGAAGGGAAAUUCCUCAUAGACAAAUUUAAAGUCUUCGACGCAGAACCAAAUUUAAGAUCCAGAAAAAAAAAUGCUGAGCUGUUAAUAGGUCUUGUCUAUCUGAACAACUUUGCUGAAGACGGAAGCCUUCUAUCUAGUCCAUACAAGGAGUAAGUCACUCAGCACAUUGUGCCGAAAUUGGAUUCGGCACAGCUCGGGCACAUGUAGGCAUUGGAUUGUUGUAAAUAAAAUGGGAGCACUGCUGGACAACUGUUAUUGAAGUUAUUCAUAACAUUACGUGCUGUUUGACUGUAUAUUACGGAACAUCCUCUAAUUGUAUAUACCAGAGGAACUCAGACCAGCAGUUCACUUAUAGAUCUAAAUACGAAAUGUAGAUUCUAGAGUGAGCUCAAGAGAAAGAGGUAGUUAAUCACACCUCACUAGGACCCUUAGUUCAAAUAAUGCUGCAACUCACACAAAACAAACUACAGAAGUCUAUUCAACAUCCUCUAUAGUCGGUUUCCUACAAUGUUUCCCACCGGUUCCAACUCUUUCCGACCGUUGCUUUUCACAUAACGAAAGGCUAGGUUUCUAGUCUGCCUUUGAGGGCAUUAUAAUACCCUAAAACACAGGACUUUUAUUAUAUUAUGAACACAAAAUACCAACAUUUCGCACACCCGCUACUAAACUAAAUGUUUCACUAAAACCAAAACAUUUAAGGUGUCAGAAAUACCGAGUUGCCGGGAUGGGUGUUUCACAAACAAUCGCAGCUUCCUCUAUGAUCGACACAAUCGGCACAUCUGCGUCACACUUGCGGCACACUUACAAUAAAGAUGACCCAAAAUUGGUGUGCGGAGUGACCUAUCCCUUGAGUCCAUAUGUUAAGUUAGGUCUCCUUAUUCCGCACAGCGAGUGAGGCACGCUAUGUCUGAAGGCAUUUUUUUUGCAACAUUAAUGUACCUCAGUUUUUUCAUCACAGGAAGUUAGAAUGGACCUUAACAUUCAAAUCAGUGAUGGUUUUAAAAUAUUUCAUCUUGGGUUUUUUGAGAAAAAGUAUUUUGAAGUAUACUUAGUCGUUUAUGAAGGCGUAUAUGGACCAUUCACGAUACAAAACUGUUACGGAUCGAAACAAAUACAACUGAAUAUGAUUGUUGGAGAUUAAGGUAGUCAAAAUACUUCGUUUCAAUGGUAUAACAAGAUUUCCUCUUCGGUACCGUAAGAUGUCGUAACUUUGUCGUGAACUCAUAAUGUUUAAAAUGAUGAAAUAAUUUACAAUGGAGAGAAUAAACUAAAUUUACUAUAAUUAUAAAUUCCAUCUGUUUCAUCCAUUCUUAUCAAUGCUUACAUAAAUAUCUAAAGAAAAUGAUAAAAUAAACUUGGAGCUGCCAAGAUAAGGAGAUUACUUCAAAUGAGCACUACUAUACAAUACCACCGCUUUCAUCAAGUUUUUGUCGUAUCUGAAAUUAUUUUCCACUGCUUUAUAGAUACUCCAUGUUUGGGAAAAAUCAUUAUGAACAGCUUCGUUUGUUUUUUCCGUGAACCAGACUAAGACUUUUCCUGUACUUUUGCAAAAAUCUAUAAUGUGAUAUUUUACAAUAUUGAAUUUUUGGCCUACCGGAAGGUUUCGGUA